AACUAAGCUAAACUAUACCCCUCACCUUGUCCCCUUUUCCUCAUUAAUUAAUUUCGUCAACCAUUUUCAUGUGAAUCCAAAUAUGAUCCCUCUCUAACUCUUCCACCUCUUCCCUUUUCUUGCUAGUGACGAUGGCCUCUUCUCAUCACAGAAAAUUCACCCAAAAAUACGCCACCACAGAUUGCUACUUAUGCUAUGUUUGCCCCGAAAAUUGCUACCUCCCAUCACCGCCACCUCCACCGCCUCCGCCGGUGGAUUUUUCCGGCGAAAAUCCGACCAAAAAUCACGUGCCGACAGUCCUAAUUUUGAUGCUCUGCGUUCUCGGAGUCGCAUUUCUAGUCCUAUCGUACCUCACACUCGCCCGAUACCGGCGUCGGAGAAACACGGCGUCUCUGGAACCUUCUAGAACAAGUUUCGCCAGCGAGAACCAGGGCCGGAUCGCGGUGGACCACCCGAUCUGGUACAUCCGCACCGUGGGGCUGCCCCAGUCCGCGAUCGACGCGAUGGCGUUGUUCGCGUACCGGAAGGCGGACGGCCUGGUCGACGGGAACGACUGCGCCGUCUGCCUGGCCGACUUCCGCGACGGGGACGCGGUGCGGCUGCUCCCCAAGUGCGGCCACGCCUUCCACGUGGACUGCAUCGACACGUGGCUGCGGUCGCACAAGAGCUGCCCCGUGUGCCGCGCCCCCGUCGCCCCGGACCUGGCGCCGCCGCCGGCGGGCAAUCCGAGCCGAGCCGAGUCGGGAUCGACCAUCAGAGGCGGAUCGAGCCCGGCGGCGGCGGCGGCAGAGGUGCGGGGCGUGAGGAGAUCGGUGUCGAUGGAUUUGUCGUGUGCCUCGAAUUCGAGCAUUUAUAGGGCGAUGAAGAGAUCGCAAUCGUUUCAAUUGCAAUCACGGUAGAUAAUAGGUAUAGAUUUUAUUCAUCCUAAAUUUUAAUUAAAUUUGAGACUGUUUGGAUGUAUCAAUACGGAAUCUAUAUUUUUAUUCAUGAUUAUAUAUUCUUCUAAGAAGUUGUAAAUAUUUUGAUAGAAUAUAACGAUCUCAUUUUAUGGUUGAACUA
Molecule: messenger RNA, 1059 nt
Organism: Salvia hispanica
Lineage: Eukaryota; Viridiplantae; Streptophyta; Magnoliopsida; Lamiales; Lamiaceae
Product: RING-H2 finger protein ATL52-like
Biological process (GO): protein ubiquitination
Molecular function (GO): transferase activity
Source: RefSeq, a predicted model, not a curated record